This is a messenger RNA of Syngnathus typhle (broad-nosed pipefish), 12167 nucleotides long. RefSeq lists its product as uncharacterized. The transcript is spliced from 2 exons. NCBI's taxonomy places the organism in Eukaryota, Metazoa, Chordata, Actinopteri, Syngnathiformes, Syngnathidae. The record is from RefSeq and is a predicted model, not a curated record. The coding region runs from base 142 to 3234 and encodes 1030 amino acids.
CGUAUAGCAUUGGAGAACCUCCUCCCCUCCAAUGCUACAGAACUCUUCAAGUAUCAGGUACUAGUAGACCAUCUUAAGUUAGAGGAAGCCAAACUGAUAUCUGACACCUAUCUAAACUCCCCAAGCCCCUACACGGACACCAUGACAGCUCUCUAUGACAAAUAUGGUCAACCUCAUCAGCUUGCCCUAAAGAAGAUAUCCAGCGUCCUGGAUGGCCCAGAGGUCAGGCGGGGUGAUCCAAUGGCGUUCCAGAAAUUUGCCCUUCAAAUACAAUCACUGGUGGGUCUCCUCCAGACCUUGGGCCACGAAGGAGAAGUUGAACUAAGUAUUGGCUCUCACGUAGCUCGCCUACUGAGUAAGCUUCCUUCUGAACAGCGGGCCGAUUUCCGCCGUUCCCAGCCCACUCGAUCUGGAGCCACAUCCACCUUGCGGGACCUGUCAGAGUGGCUUCGCCACGAGUCAUGGUGUCAGGACUUUGACGAUCCUACCAGUAGCCGGAGCUCCAAGGAGAAGCAGAGCACUAAAUGGAACAUUCGUCCUGUGGCUAAGCAAACAGCAGUCCUGCAUAGUAGCCAGGAGCCCUCAGUGAAACUAGUUAAAGAGAAACCUGUCAAAGGGAAAGACAAGUCCAAGGUAUACUGUGCCUAUUGUGAGAGUACAGACCACUACCUCAGCCAGUGUAGUGGUGUAGCCCAGCUCACCAAAGACGAGCUGAAAAGGUGGAUCCAAGAGCACAAGCGGUGUUGGCGCUGUGCCCGUCAACACUUCGCCGCUCAGUGCGACCUCAAGAAACCCUGUAACCUUUGUCAAGGCAAGCACCUUCUCUCUCUCCACGAGAUUAACAUAAGACCUGAGAAAGUUAAGGAUGACUCACCUCCAAAGGCUGAAAGCUGCCUGACUACCUGUGCCUCCGAGUCCUUCUACCUUGACCGACCACAUGUGGGGAACCGAGUCAUGUUGAAGGUGGUGCGAGUACACGUGCACUAUGGUAGUCAGAAGUUAGACACCUAUGCUAUACUGGAUGAUGGGUCUGAGAGGACUAUGCUGCUCCCCACCGCUGCUAAGUCACUAGCCCUUAACGGCGCUCCCGAAGACCUCCCACUGCGCACAGUGCGCUCGGACAUCCAAGUUUUGCAUGGCCAUACAGUGUCAUUCCGGGUCUCCUCCCCCACCAACCCUAAUGUCAUGUUUAAGAUCACUGAUGCCUUUACCGCCAGCCAUCUUAAUCUAGCCCCACAUAGCUACCCAGUUAGCCACCUACAGAGGAAGUUCAAGCACCUGCGUGGAAUCCCUAUACCUACCUUCCGAGAAGUAAAGCCCUUGCUUCUCAUAGGUUCAGACCAGCCCCACCUCAUAACCCCCAUCGAGCCUGUCAGGCUUGGUCCUCAUGGUAGCCCAGCAGCUGUCCACACUAGACUGGGGUGGACCUUGCAGGGCCCGUGUCAGUCGACGGGGCGGCCGGCUCACCCAGCUCAAUGCCUGUUCACCUCUGUUCCACCACCCAUGGAUGAUCUCUACAGGCAUGUGGAGAGACUCUGGCAAGUGGAUACAGUCCCCUACAGGCCAGAGAGGGAAGUGACACGAUCCAAGCAGGAUCAGCAAGCCAUAGCCCUGCUGGAGACGAAGACAGGACGUACCGAGGUGAGUGGCAUCCUUAGAUACGCUACUCCCCUGUUACGCCAUGCGGCUAUGCCACUAUUGCAAGCACCGAAAGAAUCAGUUAUGGCCCAGCUGCGCAGCACUGAGAGACGCCUCCUUAAGAACCCUGAGCAGGGACAAGCAUACCAAGCAGAGAUGCGGAAACUCAUCGAGUCAGGCGCAGUGCAGGAAGUUAGCGAGGACACCUCAUCAACGGAGAGCUGGUUUAUCCCCCAUCACCUCGUGACCCAUAACGGGAAGAACCGCCUCGUCUUUAACUGUUCUCAUCAAUUUUCGGGCCAGUCUCUUAAUCAGUUCCUCCUACCGGGCCCAACUCUAGGUGCCUCCCUGCUAGCGGUCCUAUUAAGGUUCCGAGAAUGUCCCAUUGCAGUCAGUGGGGACAUUAAAGGGAUGUUCCACCAGGUCCGUCUCCUCCCUGAGGAUCGCCCCCUUCUGAGAUUCUUAUGGAGAGACCUAGAGGUAGAACAACCACCCAAGAUCUUUGAAUGGCAGGUCCUCCCCUUUGGGACCACCUGUAGCCCAUGUUGUGCGACAUACGCCCUGCAAAGCCAUGUCAAGGAUCCCAGUAAGUCAAACGAUGACAUGAGGUUCUCCGUGGAGCACUGUUUCUAUGUCGACAACUACCUGCAGAGUGUGGCUACACCCAGCGAAGCAAAGGGUCGGGUGGACCGGCUCAGGGAGCUCCUCGCCUCGGGCGGCUUCGAAUUGCGACAGUGGGCUUGCAACGACCCAAAUGUUCUCAGCCACCUACCUUCAGAGCUCAGAUCCACCAGUCUAGACCUGUGGCUAGCCCAAGAUAAGUCCAACCCGUUUGAGUCGACCCUGGGCCUCAGCUGGAACUGGCAGGCAGACUCCCUAGGCUACAAGCAGCGGUUAGUCCCUUACGAUGUACCAACCUUGAGGAACAUUUAUAGAAUCCUAGCCUCACAGUACGAUCCAUUGGGAUACCUGCUGCCAUUCUCCACUCGCGCCAAGCUCAUCCUAAGACAGCUGUGGGACAAGCAGCGAGGUUGGGACGAUCCUAACCUCCCUCCUGACCUGCUACAGGCUUGGUCCUGUUGGGAGGUGGAGCUCAAGCAUCUGCCGGACAUUACCAUGCCACGUCCGUAUGCGCCUGCUGAUAGCCCCCGCGAAGGGACCACUCGGCAAGUGCACAUCUUUCCUGACGCCUCAGAAAAGGCCUACGGGGCUGUAGCCUUCCUCCGAACCGAAGACAACCAGGGUAAGGUACAUUUAUCCUUUGUUCUGGCUCGCUCCCGCAUAGCCCCUAAGCGUGUGCAUUCUGUACCUCGCCUUGAGCUGUGUGCGGCUCUUGUAGCAGCGCAGUUGGCUUCCACCCUUAAGAAAGAGCUUGCUCUCCCAGUACACAGCACAGUAUUGUGGUCUGACUCUACCACCGUACUCACCUGGCUACUUUCACAAUCCUGUCGAUACAAGGUGUUUGUAGGGUCAAGAGUAGCUGAGAUCCAGGAGCUUACGGAAGGCUUUGUUUGGCGCUAUGUAGACUCAGACAACAACCCUGCCGACGAACUAACAAGAGGGAAGACAUUGAUAUCCCUGUUGGAGCCCAAUUGAUGGUCACACGGACCCGCCUUCCUUCUACAGGGUCCAACCACCUGGCCAGAAAUGCCAAACUGUAUUCCACCUGAUGAUGCCGCUGAAUUAAGGGAAGGUGCUUUCUGUGGGUCCACCGUCACCUCACCUGACAUUGCCAUUCUACAAGACAAGACAUGCAACACCUGGCAGGAACUCAUGGACGCUACUGCAAGGGAGCUUCAUGGCCAGGCCCCUCCGGUUUACUCGCCUACCGCUGAAGAAUACCGACAAGCUGAGGUACUCAUCCUUCAACGAGCCCAGAAGCAAUCCUUUCCAGACGACUGUGCUCAGCUGUCAGCAGGGAAGCCCGUGAAAACUUCGAGUCGACUCCUUAUCUCAGCGCCAGUCAUCGACGCCUCCAUCGAACUAAUCAGAGUAGGAGGCCGGUUACGCCGUCUAGAGGGCCAGAACGAGGUCACCCCACACCCUAUCGUCCUCGACGCCUCACACCCUGUGACCCGCCUGCUCAUAAAGAAAUAUGACCAGGACCUUAAACACCCGGGGCCAGAGCGAGUCUUUGCAGAGCUGCGGAGGACCUAUUGGAUCAUUCACGGCCGUGAAGCAGUUCGCCGCUAUCAACGUUCCUGUGCAGAUUGUCAGCGCUGGCGGGCCAAUACCAUACCUAAAAUGGCUGACCUCCCAACCGCACGCCUCCAGUUGCAUAAACCUGCCUUCCACGCCACUGGCAUAGACUGUUUCGGUCCCAUGUUAGUAAAGGUUGGACGACGCCAUGAGAAACGCUGGGGUCUCAUCUUCAAGUGCUUGACCACCAGAGCGGUACAUCUGGACCUCAUACGAAAUAUGGACACUGAUGCUUUCCUGAUGGCUUUGAGGCGAUUCAUUGCCAGAAGAGGAACCCCCUCGGAACUGUGGUCAGACCACGGGACCAAUUUCAAGGGAGGAGAGAAGGAGCUUCGGGAAGCCUUCACAAGUAUGUGUCCAACCCUACAAAGUCAACUCGCUCCACGUAAAAUCAAAUUCAACUUCAACCCCCCAGCAGCCCCUCACUUUGGUGGAGUAUGGGAGAGAGAAGUACGAGCAGUCAAGUCUGCACUCCGCACCUGUCUAGGUACUGAGCCUAUCCAUGAGGACGUCCUCUCCACCGUCCUGUUGGAAGUGGAGGCCAUUCUCAACUCAAAACCUUUGGGCUAUGUGUCCGCUGACCUGUCUGACGUCGACCCCGUGACCCCCAAUAGCCUCCUACUGGGGCGGCCUGAUGGAUCACUCCCCCAGAUUGUCUACCCGAAGAGCGAAAUCCUGAGCCAAAGGCGCUGGCGGCACUCUCAAGUCCUUGCCGACCAGUUUUGGUCAAGAUUUAUCAGGGAUUACCUACCGGGAUUGCAAACAAGACAGAAAUGGCAAGCCUCCCCCCCCGACCUCCUGGAGAAGUCAGUGGUCAUGAUCACCGAGCCACAGUUACCCCGUGCCAUGUGGCCUAUUGGUCAUGUGACGAAGAUCCAUCGCAGUGACGAUGGCCGCAUAAGGUCAGCUGAUGUCGACAUUAAAGGGCAUGUGUACACCAGACCAGUACCUCGACUGGUGGUGCUACCAGCCCUCCCAUCGGACGUGACUCAAGACUCUCAUAAAGACUGAUGGGCCUUCAUUUGAAGCAAAUGUGCCCUGCACAUUUGGGGGCGGCUGUACAGAAGGCUGUAACAUUGUUUGCAUGCUGUGCUGUUCUAUGUGCAUGUUUGUGUUGGCAGCGGCUCUGCCUUGUGUUCCCGCUCCACAUGUCACGUGACUCCAUGGGGUGACGCGGCAUUCUCCGCGCAUGAGCAGGGCAGUCCGGAAGAGAGCAGUUCACGGUAUGGUGGUGUUGAAGUUCGCUAGUCAUAGUCGAAGCGACGUAAAGCCGAGUUCAUGACCAAAAAACUCAAUAAACCUGUCCAUCCAUCCAUCUACCUUUUGGCCAUUCCCUGUGUCCAAACGUCCUUUGCGGCCUCCUGUAUUCUGACCGAUACACCAUCUUGUACACUAUAUACACCCCAGAUCUAGCGUACUAUCCUCCCUAACAACAGUCUUCGUCUUAUAAUGGCUAUUUUUCUCAGAGCCACCCCUACACACCUUUGAAAAGUGGUUAUUUUUUCCACAUCUAUGACACACAGCGCCGUAAGCUGGGCAUUGACGAGGCUCAUGCUUGUUUCCGCAUUUACGGCACACAGUCAUUACCUGCUUCUUGUAGCUUGGUUUGUUCUUGUCCCAGCUGCGUGUUUGCACUCUUGCUCUAUUUAACGCAUCCACUGAGGCAUCAUGGACAACAGGUGACGCUUGCAUCGCUUGUAUUUGUCACUUGGCGAGUUCAGCUGAUCUACAUGUUUCCAUUGCUCUGCGUAAAGUAAGUGCAUUAUCACGUAACAGUCUCUCUUUCAGAUGUGUAUCACUAAUGCUGAACACCAAUUUAUCCCUUAUCAUGUCAUCUUCAUGUCUUCCAAACUCACAGUCCUUGCUCUUUUGACGUAGUUCUGUGAUGAAUCUGUCCACCGAUAUUCCUGAUGACAUCGUGUGUGACCAAAACGGAUGGCGUUCAAAAACAACGUUCUUUUGUGGACUGCAGUAGCCUCUGAAUGCCUCCAAAACUUCCUCCAUCGUUGCUUCCUCCCCUUCUGGGGUAAUGGCAAGUGUAUUAUACACUUCCAGCGCCUCCUCGCCGACAGUGUGGAGCAGGAUGGCGAUUUUAACCCCCUCACCUUUAUCCACUGCGCCAGAAGCAACCAUAUAGAGCUGGAAACGCUGCUCCCACCUGCGCCAGUUUUCAGCGAGGUUCCCCGUGAUUAUCAGCGGAGACGGCGGCCUGAACUGGUCCAUGUCGGCUGUGUUAGCUCCCGUUAGCUUGCCGCUAAUGUUCGGUCAACACGUGUUGAAUACUGUCCUUGACUUACUCCGUGACUCCGUCUUCUGACACCAUGUUGUGGCUUUAUGCUCUGAUACACUGUUGUAGUGGUGUCACUACCCGUGGGUUGCUUACUGGUUGUUUCAACAAUAAUACACGGAGGCAAGGAUGCAGUACCAGCCGAUCUUUACUCCACGCUCAGUCAACCCAUCCCAGACUCCCGAUACAGACAGACCAACACAGUCGAGCACCGAGUGCUCGAUCCAAUCUACCACAGAUAUAACAUAUAUCACGGGUCAUUACGGCGAGUUUGGUGGAGUUUUUACUGCUUCUUACAACUCCUACCGCGCUGACUGUAACCUGACACUCUCUGGCUGCGUCUUGCCUCUUUUUUUUUUUUUUUUUUUUAUUGUCGGACUCGGUGGACUCGGUCAAAAUCAGCCCUGAGUCCGAGUCCGUGUCCGAGUCCGGCAAAAAUGACCGAGUCCGACCGAGUCCGAGUCCCCGAGUCCGAACCGAGUCCACAGCCCUGGUACACAGCAACACAUUUCACCACCAACAUGUAUUCCCCACUACUCGGAAGAUCCAAAGCUCUUCAAUGCAUAAGAAAAAUGUUACAUGUAAUUAGGGUGACAAAGUAGGACGACGUUUGCAUUGAUGCUGUAAAAUAAUUGCAGAGGCAUUUUCCCGAAAAAAUCCAUAAAAUAAAUGCUUUUUAGGUACAUUACUGUUAAUUGAUUGGUGGAAUUUUUGCUUUCUUGUUUUUGUAUUGGGUCGCGUACAUGUAUGUCUAUCGUGUUAUGUGUCUCGUCACCGUGGGGUAGAGAAAAACGUAAUUUCGGUCUCUUUGUGUGUUGUGACAUGUGGAGAGAUUGACAAUAAAGCUGACUUUGACUUUGACUUUGAAUUGCAAUAUAAUUCAAGGUUGAUCUCGUUCAAAUUUAACCGUGUCCAAAUACAUCUCAAAAUAAUCCGUUUAGUACACAUUUGUAUGUGAAUGUCAAAUGAGAAAUUUAAAAUCAAUUCGGCACGCCCGAAAACUUUUUCUUUUUGCCAUCUUGGAGAUAAUUGAGAAUGAGAUGAGUGAAAAAAUAUACAAUCAAAAAUUGGCAAUUCGUACAUAGUUUAUUCACAAGCAAUUCAUGAAGCUUUUUUCCCCAAUUUUGAUAAAUACUUUUUUUAUUUGGUUACUCAGAUAUUCCCAAUUCAGAUGAUGCACAUUUUCUGGGAUACAUUGUACGGAGCAUUUGAAGUGAUAAUAUUUUUUACUUAAUUCAGAUGUGAUUCUAAUGUUAAUGUUAAUAGCUAUAGUUUACUUUAGGUUAUUUUAAUUCACUCUGUAUCUUCGCAGUUCACAAAACUAGUUUGGUUUUCUUUCAAGCACACGAUAUACUCUGCUAAUUUGUCACCAAGGCACUUUGAGCAUUAUGACUUCCUCUGAGAGGUAGCACUUCUCAGUACUGAGCACCAGGAAACCAAGCAAACAGUGGCAACAACAACAAUCAAAUACUGUAUUAUUAAUCAAGAAUAAAAAUGCCCUUUAAAGUGCAUUUCUUUUAUCAAGCGCAGUAGGCUCGAGUCUAUCAGUAUGCUGUCACACCCGUCCGUCCAUGUUGGACAGGCAACGUGUUGGGACAAGCUUAGAAUGCUUCCAAAUGGGACCAAAGUGCAGCAGGAAAGGCAAAGAAGGGGCGGGACACCUUUUCAAGUCAAGUCAAGUCAAGUUUAUUUGUAUAGCCCUAAAUCACAAGCAGUCUCAAAGGGCUUCACAUAGACAGAAAUUGACAAUUAUUCUCAAAGCAUCGCCUGAUCUUAAGCUCCCUUUUGUGCCCAAGCUCCCUUUUGUGCCCAAGAGCCACGUUUGACUUUGAAAACUGACACAUGGCUCAGGAAAUUUGUACUACUACAAAUGUAAAACUGAGAAAGGGCAUUUGUUUGCAAAAUCAUUUAUUUAAAUUUCUACAACUAUAAAAUGCACUGUGGCACUCAUUCACCGCAUAGCCUUAUUUGAAAAGCCGUUUUUCUUUUUUCUUUUUACACUCUGUGUCAGGGUUUUCCAAACUAUCUUGAUCUAUGAUUAUGUCGGAAUGUAUGUAACCAGUAAUAAAUAACCUAGCUUGUUCCAUCCUACACAAUGUCGUAAAACAUCCCCUGCUCUGCUAAUCUAGAGGUCAAGGGCUUUUUAACUUGUCUAUUCAGUCUACUAUCACCCCCACCCUUUUUCUCUUAAUAAAGAUGCUCUUGUGGGAAGCGAGAGUCAGACUUCAUUCGAGCAUCGCUGUAAACACAGCGACGAGUGAACUCUCCACCUGCAGGUGCCCAAAACGACUAACUUGUCUCCGUGUGGUUCUUGCAAAAUAAGUUAGAGUGAGCACCACUCUAACAUUUUGGUGCCGAAACCCGGGACCCUCAUACCCGCCAUCUGACUGACGGAGGAAGACGUGCUGCAUUGUCGACAAGCCAGCGUCCAUUAGGAGGACCUGGAAAAGAAAGUCCUGGGAAGAGAACUUCUUCGCUGGGCCAGCAUCUUAGGUCUGCCUUCGUCUGACAGAGGUGGUUGACGGGACCCGGAAAUGCAACGAACCAGGGGUCAAGUUGCCCAUGUAAAGCCCUGACCGCUUGAUGCACCACCACCACCACCACGGGGACCCAACACGGCUAAAGCGAAGGAGCACCGGCUUCGCGUUAACUGAGCACUUUUUCGGAAGGAAGGACGCACAGCGGGAGGAGUUUGAGGUGUCGGACAUUUGGAAGUUCACCCCAAUGGUUGGUUCCCGGAAACUCCGAGCGCUUGCUCGCCGGCCGGCCGAGCUGGGACUGAGGUCAAGGGCGAUCACUGGAGAGCGUUACGGAGGAAUGCCAGCUUGAAUAUCAGUGGGUGGAAAUACACCAGCUAUUGAGUUAAUUUCAAAUAAUGAUACUGAAGACAAUGUACUGUCUCAUUAAAUAGGAACUAUAGACAGAACGUAGCUCGAAAAUAGGAUGAGUUGCAGGACUUACAAUAUAAAGACGAGAUCGCUGUUACUAGGAGAAUUUGAAGUUUGGUAAACAAACGUUACUAGUGAAUGGAUGGCAGCAGCUACAUUUGGAGAUAGUCUUACAAGUUUGAUGUCCCAGUUUGUCACUCUCCAGUGCCAGGAUCCCUGAAAACUCGAUCCCGAGACUCUGCCUGCAGCCAUGGACGUCUACAAAACGGUGCCUGGCCUUGAGGCACCUUUGACCUUUGGCAAGGACAAAGAAAGACUGUUGUUGUACUUGUAGGGGGACAAGUACACUCUGGAAGAAAGACGACAUCCUCGGGGACGAGAAAAGACAGUGAGAAGCGGAGGAACUCACAAUGUUGAAAAUGGACUCAUUUGAAUAAUGGACUCAGUCGAGAGUGAUGGAUGGGUUGGCUCUGAAGCAACAACAAAAGAACACCAAAUUGCAGCAGAAGACAUAUGGACAUGAAGUGGCCGACGGCCAAAUCGCGCUCCUUGCUGUGGCGUGGCUAAACUUGGUGGGGCUUGAGUCAAAGUGGACAGGAGCUUCAUUGUGCACUGAGUUUGACAGAACUGAGGAGAUUUGAUAAAAUUUAAUAAUGCGUAGCGCUACAGAGAGAAGCAUCAUGGUCAGAGUUUGAACAGAUUGGACAAAACAAAUAGGCUAAAACGGUGAGAAACAAGAGCGAGAUCUGAUGGAUUGACUCAUCAGGCGUAAGAAGUAGAAAUUGAGUUAGAUACAUUUUAGAAUAGGACAUUUGGACUAAAGUGAAUUCAGUCAAGAGGAAGCUAGGUUGCUCACUGUACCUACUCAAUAAAAUAGUAAGUUCGUUGCACCACAGUGGAGUUUGGGUGGUCAGAAAGUUGGAUACGUUAAAUUUUUGACUUUCACACAAUCAUGCAUAGGAGUCGCACAAGGCGACAGUUAACAAGACAAUGACUGUCAUAGGGAUCACUUACGACUGCACCGACAUGGAAAAGUAGAAGCAAGGGAGUUGAGUAAGGGAUUAUAUGCAGAACAGUCCGCUAUACAGUUACCAAUAGGAGGUUCUAUCAAAAGAAGCUACAUGAGAGAUGUAUAGAAUCCCUUUGUCUGUGGUCUGUGUUCGUGCGUAAUCUCUGUAAAGUUGUGUCAGGCUGUUGUCGUUUGUCUGAGCCUUGGGUGCGCGCUCGGUGUGUGUGCGUUUAUGUACACAACCUGUGUGGGUGCGAACGUGUUAGGAAGAAGACGGCAUGGAUAAGGGAAUCUCCUUUAAGACAGGAGGCAAUAAAUGGGAAAGCCCCUGUCAUAAACGGUCUUUGGUUAGGAGGAAUCAUUAGGAAGUGCUCAAACUCUUCUUUCAAACACUCCUAUCUGCCUCGUUAAAAAGGGCAUUACAAUUGACUACAAGAGUUGCAAAGGGCAGAUGAAGAACAGUCCUUGGCAGAUUAUAUGAUCAGGUCCCUCAAACCGAAAGAUAUGUCCAAUGCAAAUUUACUGCCGCCUGAUCUUUCCUCCUCACAGGUCGACAACCCCAUCAAUCCAGGAGACUGGGUCUACAUCAGGGUCAUCAAAGGAAAGAACUGGGCCAGCCAUGGUGGGAGGGACCAUUCCAAGUCUUGCUGACUACCCCCACCGCAGUGAAGAUCGCUGAACGACCCAGCUGGAUUCACCUUAGCCACUGCAAGCUACAAGGAGUGCUGGACCCCUCAUUUCGGGACGGUGGCAAAGUCUGCGAACAACGAUCCCAACUCCGCUAGGCGGGGGUAUGUCUCGGUGUUCCUGUCAUCUUAGUAGCAACGGGGCUCCACAUGCCAGGUGGAUCCUCUGCUGCGUUGUGGUUGGAGCAUGCUAUGGUCUAUGGACACAUCUGAACAGACCAAGUGAUAAUGUUGACCGUGGGAAACGAUGGUCACACGAUGAGAACUUUGAGGACUGGUCAUGAGACCCCAGAAACCCAUACGAAACCAACGUUUGGUACCGGUAUGUGAAGGUCACUGUGAGAGCGCACACACAGGUGGGAUGUUAUAUGUGUGUUCAAAAACUCCCCUUGCUCCACACAAGUUCACUUGGAGGCCAGAGCAAUGAAUGUCACUGAAGCGAAAUGUAUGGCAUCCAUGGGAGGAGAUUGAUAUCAACACCGUACUGUCGGUCAGUGACGCUACUCCUACCGCCCUGGACUCGCAGGAAUGAAUCUGUGAUCAAACUAUUUUGGAUUAAUCCCAAUGUGACUGUUGGAGGACGACAGAUGCCACAAGUGGCCUAAACCAGGACGCUACCUGGAAUGGACUACACGUGUUUCAUCCAAGAAAACAAGACCCACGGAUGCAUUCACGACAACUGCUCUCCAGGAGGGAACUGGAUGGGAGCUUUGGACAUCACCGCUGUGUGCCAGGAUGGGAGAGCCAUUUCAAGGUGUAAGGGCUCUCCUGCCAACAUGGCUGUACCAUUGGACGGGUCCUACUUCAUUCGGAACGGAUCGUGGCUUUAUUUAUAUUUUCUUAUUGAUAGCAUUCUGGUCGCCUAAGGCAGAGGGACCGUGUGAGACUUUUCCUGCGAUUUAACAUCGGCCAGCAGGUUUUUAGAUCACACAAUAAGUUUGAACUGGAGUAUUGAGGGAAAACCUCUUCUUCGCUGGAAGUUAUUGCUAUCAUUGGUUGUUUUUGUCAUGUUUCACCCUACACGUUCCCCAGCACGUCCGCUGUCGUCUCAGUUUUUUAUUGAUCUUUUUUUUUGUUAUUAGUUUUAUUAUUUUUACUGUUCUUCUUUAUAUUUUCUUCCUUGUGUUUGGUUGAUCGGGUUCACAUAAUCAUAUGAUAAAACAGGAGGGAUAUGUCAGUGUUUUCCAAACUAUCUUGAUCUAUGAUUAUGUUGGAAUGUAUGUAACCAGUAAUAAAUAACCUAGCUUGUUUCAUCCUACACAAUGUCGUAAAACAUCCCCUGCUCUGCUAAUCGAGAGGUCAAGGGCUUUUUAACUUGUCUAUUCAGUCUACUAUCACCCCCACCCUUUUUCUCUUAAUAAAGAUGCUCUUGUGGGAAGCGAGAGUCAGACUUCAUUCGACCAUCGCUGUAAACACAGCGACGAGUGAACUCUCCACCUGCAGGUGCCCAAAACGACUAA